Hyphopichia burtonii NRRL Y-1933 is the source of this 1536-nucleotide messenger RNA. RefSeq names its product glucose sensor (gene HGT4). The transcript has a single exon. Gene Ontology annotation, cellular component: membrane. Gene Ontology annotation, biological process: transmembrane transport; carbohydrate transport. The annotation marks the transcript as partial. Gene Ontology annotation, molecular function: carbohydrate:proton symporter activity. The record is from RefSeq and is a predicted model, not a curated record. Lineage: Eukaryota; Fungi; Ascomycota; Pichiomycetes; Serinales; Debaryomycetaceae.
AUGUUUGUUCGACUAAAAAAAACUUUAGAAGGUCUUUUAUACGAUAAUACGAUUGAAGAAGAACAUUAUCGUAAGAUAAGACAGAAGUCCUCGUCGGGAUCUGCUAUUACUGUUGGUUUGGUUGCUGCAGUUGGUGGGUUUUUAUAUGGAUACGAUACUGGAUUAAUUAAUGAUUUACUUGAAAUGACUUACGUUGAGAAAAAUAUUUCAAGUAAUGGGAUUAAUUUCAAUGUCCAUGAAAGAGCAUUAUUAACCGCAGUGUUGAGUUUAGGAACAUUUGUUGGUGCAUUAGUAGCACCAAUAUUAUCUGAUAGAUAUGGAAGAAAAUUUUCAAUAGUUUUAUCAUCAGCGAUAAUUUUCAAUAUCGGUAAUAUUUUACAAGUUUCAGCAUCGGAGGUUAAUCUAAUGUGUAUUGGCAGAGCCGUGAGUGGAUUAUCGGUUGGAAUAUUAUCGGCGAUUGUUCCACUUUAUCAAGCUGAAGCAUCCCCCAAAUGGGUUAGAGGUUCAAUUGUUUAUACUUAUCAGUGGGCCAUUACUUGGGGGUUAUUAAUUGCCAGUGCGAUUUGUCAAGGAACAAGAAAAUUAACUAAUAGUGGUUCAUAUAGAGUUCCGAUUGGUUUACAAUUUGUUUGGUCAUUAUGUUUAUGUAUUGGGAUGUUUUUCCUACCAGAAAGCCCUCGAUUCUAUGUUCAAAAAAAUGAUAUUCAAAAAGCUUUAGAUAGUUUAACUAAAUUAAGAAGAUUACCUCAUGAUGAUACUGAUUUGAUUGAAGAAUUAGUUGAAAUUAAAGCCAAUUACGAUUAUGAAUUAAGUUUUGGUAAAACUACAAUAUUAGAUUGUUUUAGAUCGGGUGGUGCUAGACAUAAGCAAACUUUGAGAAUUAUAACUGGGAUCGGAGUCCAUGCAUUCCAACAAUGUUCUGGGAUUAAUUUUAUCUUUUAUUAUGGAGUUAAUUUUUUUGCAAGUUCUGGGAUGAAAAAUUUUUAUUUGAUGAGUUUUGUAACAUAUCUUGUAAAUACUGUAUUUACAAUUCCCGGUUUAAUUUUAGUUGAUAUAAUUGGAAGAAGAAAGUUAUUAAUUGGUGGUGGUAUUGGUAUGGCUUUUUGUAAUUUUAUUAUUGCAAUUAUUGGUGUUACAGUCAAACAUAAUGAAAUUAAUUCAAUUAUUUCAAUUAGUUUUAGUUGUGGAUUUAUUGCUUGUUUUGCAUCUUCUUGGGGUGGUGCAGUUUGGGCAAUUGCUUCGGAUAUUUACGGUAUAAGUAUUAGACAAAAGGCAAUUGCAAUAACUGCUGCUACUAAUUGGUUAGUUAACUUUGUUUUCGCUUAUAUCACUCCAUAUUUAAUUGAUACUGGUAAACAUACUGCAGCUUUAGGUAAUCGAAUUUUUUUCAUUUGGGGUGGACUAAACACUCUAGGGGUUAUAUUUGUUUAUUUCAUGGUUUAUGAAACAAAAGGUUUAAAAUUAGAGGAAGUCGAUUAUAUGUAUCAAAAUUGUGCAAACUCAAGAGUAUCAACAAAAUUCAAAUCGGGGAAAUUG